AAAAAGCACUGCUCAAUAAAAAAAACAAAUCAACAAAGACCACUUUGUAAAAAAAAAUUAUCUACGAAGACAUUGGCACCUGGCUUGUGUUCUUUCUUUCCGCUCUCCCUUCAACAGCUUUUUCGGAUUUUCUCUCUUCACUUUCAAGAAUAAGGUGUUUGUGCUCAGCUGAUUCAAGUCCUUUUGGCAGCUACUGGUUGCUGCAAAUUUGGCAUUAACAUUUUCAACUAUGGCGCUUUCCGGAACUGCUUUAUCCUUCAAUGGACUUUCUUCUACUCUCAAGGAGUUUAAUUUCUUGCCAAGUUCGUACGUCAAAAGCUUUCAAAAAUGGCAUCAUGUCUGUCUGUCAACCUUGAAUCCAAAUAGGUUAGUUUUUGGCAAAACUUUUGAAAGAGGAGACCAACUGUGCCUGUUGCCUAAUCAAUGCCUCAAGUUGCAAAUGGGAAGAUUGAAGACACGAGGGGCACGACACAAAGUAAAAAGUGAAGACUCAGAAAGCAUGUUGAGUAGUGAGAACAUUGCAUUAGAUGAAAACACUUUGCAAGAGGAGCUGCAGGACGCCAUUGCCGAAGAGAAUUACGUGAAAGCAGCAGAAAUAAGAGAUACUCUAAAAAACCUUCAGAAAGAUAGCAAGACAGCAGUGUUUGGAGCGAACAUCAGGUUUUACGAUUCGUUCCGGAAUGGCGACCUUGCAACCAUGCAAUCCAUGUGGUCAAAAAGAGACGAGGUAUGCUGUGUACAUCCCGGUUUGAAAGGAAUAUCCGGUUACGACGAUGUUGUUGAGAGCUGGAAUUUUGUAUGGGCUAACUAUGAAUUUCCACUAGAAAUUAAAAUAGAAGACAUUAAAGUGCAUGCUAGAGGGGACAUGGGGUAUGUUACUUGCAUGGAAUUUGUAAAGACGAAAGGAGGAAGAUGGGGAGGACAAUUCGUAACGAAUGUGUUCGAGAGGAUUGACGGCGAGUGGUUUAUCUGUAAUCAUCAUGCUUCACCAGUGGACUUAUGAAUAGAUACAUAGUAGUUUUACUCUGUCUUGCCUUUCCUCUGACCACAUUUUCCAAUUUUGUUGUGUAUUGAAUCUUCAUUAACCUCCAAAGUUUCUCUGUAUGUUAUGUUACAUCUUGACAACACAGGUGAACUAAGUUUUGACAUGUGGAUUGUUGGAUUCAUGAUGAAAAGCCUUUAGCCAGAGGCAAAACAUAUAGUUGACUUCUUCUCUCACCCCUAUUGCCCUCUGGAUUGGAUAACGUAUAUGUUUUUUUGGUCAAAACACACCUCCGAAAUGAUCAUUGCGGACGUGUUAAUUGGGGGCUUUUGAUAACAUAGUAGGUGGGAGAAGAGACCACCAACAUAUAUGUUCAUAGUUAGGAUUUAAGUGGUGCAAUGAUAGUUUGCUGCAAAAUAACUAGUUUCCUUGUCCAUUUUCAAUAA
Cicer arietinum (chickpea) is the source of this 1428-nucleotide messenger RNA. RefSeq lists its product as uncharacterized. Lineage: Eukaryota; Viridiplantae; Streptophyta; Magnoliopsida; Fabales; Fabaceae. Gene Ontology annotation, molecular function: protein binding. The record is from RefSeq and is a predicted model, not a curated record.